AUGAACUUCCUCAAGACGCUUGGAGGUUUAGUGGGAUCGAGCGCGACGGGAGGCCUGCCUUACUCGAUGGACACACCGGCUAUGGAUGGGAACGUUGCGGCAGGCAGUGCCGCAGGAGAGAGCGUAGUGUUUGAGGGGCUGCCCGACUUCGUGCUGCAUUCAGGCAAAAGCAAGCAAGAUCCAUCGCACGCUGUGUCCAUCUUCAAGUCACGGCAGCCAGCGGGCCAGCUCACGCAAAAUGCGCUGCGUCGCAUCAAGACACUUCGUCACCCCAACAUCCUGGCCUACCUGGAUGGUACCGAAGUGCCAAACAACGGGCCCAUCCUCAUCGUCACAGAACAUGUCAUGCCCCUAUCCGAGUUUCUAACAGCGCUUCGUAUGGAGUACGGCGCCAAUAGCGAGGAGUUCACUAUGUGCGUGGCGUGGGGCCUGCGCAGUAUCCUUAUGGCGCUCCAGUUCAUCAACGUGGACUGUAAGCUCCUGCAUGGACGAUUGACGCCUCAGAGCAUUUUCGUUACGAAGGGUGGCGACUGGAAACUGGGUGGUUUUGAGCUUACAGCCGAGAUAACAAGCGAUGGACCAUCGUACAUCUACACAGCUUUCCAGCAGUACGCGGACGUCAAUUACAAGUCACCAGAGUGUCAACGCUCCGACUGGAAGGCAGUGGCGACAGGGCCAUCUUAUGGCGUGGAUAUUUGGGCAUUUGCCUGUCUUAUGUACUACGUAUUCAACGAUGGCCAAUUUCGAUCGAGUGAUGUGUCAACGGCAUCGAACAUCCCGCCGGCAAUCCGAACACAGUUCCGCAAGGCAAUCGACGACAACGUUGCACGGCGGCCAAGUCCGCAGAAGAUGCUAAGCUGCAGCUACUUUGACACACCAUUUAUCAAACGUAUGGAUUUUUUGGAGAAUCUUGCCGUGAAGGACUCUGACGAAAAAGUGGCUUUCUACAAAGAGCUUUGCGCCAAUCUGGAGACGCUACCGCGAUGCUUUGGAGUGCACAAGAUUCUCCCAGCGCUGAAACAGGUUGUGGAGUUUGGCGCAGCAACUGGAGCAAAGAAUGGACCCGUGAAACUAGACCCAUCGGCUAGCCACAUGCUCCCUGCCAUGGUCCAGAUUGGCAGCUCAUUAUCUGCUGAAGAGUUUAAGGCGGAAGUGCUUCCGAUCAUCAUCAAGCUGUUUAGUUGCAGUGAUCGUGCUGUCCGUGUGCAGCUUUUGCAAAUGAUGGAGAAGUUCACUGUCCACUUUGACGCAAAGCUAGUGAACAGCUCGGUAGUCUUCGACAACUUAUGCAGUGGUUUUACAGACGCGGCCCCGGUUUUGCGUGAGCUUACUGUCAAGUCAAUGCUACACAUUGCCGACAAGCUGUCGGACAGCAAUCUGAACAACCGCGUCAUGAAGUAUUUUGCAAAGCUGCAGUCGGACCCGGAACCAGCCAUCCGAACAAACACUACAAUCUGUUUAGGAAAGAUUGCCAGCAAGCUUAACGAUGCAACAAGACCGAAGGUGCUGUUCCCAGCUUUUGCUAGAGCGCUGAGAGAUCCCUUCCCUCAUGCGCGUCUUGCUGGACUUCGCUCAAUGACAGCGUGCCAAGAGUUCUUUACAUCCCAAGGAAUGGCUGGCAGCAUUAUCCCAGCGAUCUCACCUCUUCUUCUCGACGUGUCAAUUACUGUUCGAGAGCAAGCCAAGACGUCGAUUGAUAUUUUUAUGAAGAAAGUCAUGGAUGAAGCUGCCCAGAUGAAAGUGCGGGAGGAGCUGGAAGCCAAGGAGCGUGAAAUGAAGCGCGUCUCAGGCGAGGGUGACCACGUGGGUGAUGUUGCGACUGGAGUUACCCCACCACCAUCUUCUAACAGUCACAGCUCAGGUGGAUAUGCUUCUUCUUUAACAGCAUGGGCUUCUUCGGCUGUUGCUUCGAACGUUAAUAAGUUGGUUGGAUCUGGCGGGUCUUCAACCUCACUCUCCGCAUUAGGAACAUCCGCGGCAUCAUCGCGUUCUUCUUCCUUCUCUGGCACCAAGAACCAAAGCAAUGGAUUUAGCUCGACGUCCAAGCAUAGCAGCUUUAACGCGUUUCCUGCCGAUGAUUUCUCUGCUGACGACGGCUGGGGUAAUGACGACGACUUGGACGGGCUAGAUAGUCCUAAACGGACCAGUUCAGGGUUUGGCUCGUCGUUGUCAGUGAACCGAGGGACUUCGUCAUCGUUUACAUCCCCAGCAGCAUCUUCACUAUCUGCGUCGCUGUCAUCUUCGUCUUCAUCGAUCAAACUAAAUGUGUCACGCAACACGGGUAGUGACUUAGCGCCUUCGGCAGCGAAUACGACCACAACAACCUCUUCUUUCGCGGUAAAUAGCGACGGUGGAUGGGGGGAUGACAACUGGGGUGGCGACGAUGACCUGGGUCUCGAUGUAUCAGCGCCUAAGAUGAACACGGGAUCCCAGAAGGGUGUCGGUGGAUUGAAUACCGAACGUCGUGCAGAAGCUCAAGCAAAGACCAAGGCGCAGCAUGAACCUUUGGGUGCGAUGAAACUGAAUUCCACUACUGCCAACGCGAAAGCAGACGAUUGGAACUGGGAUUUCUAG
Phytophthora infestans T30-4 is the source of this 2574-nucleotide messenger RNA. RefSeq names its product N-terminal kinase-like protein. Gene Ontology annotation, biological process: protein phosphorylation. Gene Ontology annotation, molecular function: ATP binding; protein kinase activity. The transcript has 6 exons. The record is from RefSeq and is a predicted model, not a curated record. NCBI's taxonomy places the organism in Eukaryota, Oomycota, Peronosporomycetes, Peronosporales, Peronosporaceae. Bases 1 to 2574 code for a protein of 857 amino acids.